AUGAGCGAAGAAAAGGGAGGUGUGAGAAAAGGGCGGAGCGAGAAAAGGGAGGGCGAGAAGAGCGAGAAAAGAGAGGAGCGAGAAGAGAGAGGAGAGAAAAGAAAAAGGAGCGAGAGGAGUGAGAAGAGAGAGGAGCGAAAAGAGAGAGGAGAGAGAGGAGCAAGAAGAGAGAGGAGCGAGAAGAGAGAGGAGCGAGAAGAGAGAGGAGCGAGAAAAGAGAGGAGUGAGAAAAGAGAGGAGCGAGAAAAGGGAGGUGCGAGAGGAGCAAGAAAAGGGAGGAGCGAGAGUAUCGAGAAAAGAGAGGAGCGAGAAGAGAGAGGAGCGAGAAAAGAGAGGAGCGAGAAAACAGAGGAGAAGAGAGAGGAGAGGAGAGAGGAGCGAGAAAAGAGAGGGGCGAGAAAAGAGAGGAGAGAGAGGAGCGAGAAGGGCGAGAAGAGAGAGGUGCGAGACGAGAGAGGAGCGAGAAGAGAGGAGAGAGAUGAGCGAGAAGAGAGAGGAGCGAGAGGCGCGAGAAGAGAGCGAGAACAGGGAGGUGCGAGAGGAGCAAGAAAAGGGAGGAGCGAGAGGAGCGAGAAAAGAGAGGAGCGAGAAAAGAGAGGUGCGAGAAAAGGGAGGCGCGAGAAAAGAGAGGAGCGAGAAAAGAGAGGAGCGAGAAAAGGGAGGUGCGAGAGGAGCAAGAAAAGGGAGGAGCGAGAGUAUCGAGAAAAGAGAGGAGUGAGAAAAGGGAGGAGCGAGAAAAAGGAGGCGCAAGAAACGGGAGGAGCGAGAAAAGAGAGGAGCGAGAAAAGGGAGAGCGAGAAGAGCGAGAACAGAGAGGAGCGAAAAGAGAGAGGAGCGAGAAGAGAGAGGAGAGAGGUGCGAGAAGAGAGAGGAGCGAGAAGAGAGAGGAGCGAGAAGAGAGAGGAGCGAGAGGGGCGAGAAGAGCGAGAAAAGGGAGGAGCGCGAAAAGAGAGUAGCGAGAGGAGCGAGAAAAGAGAGGUGCGAGAAAAGAGAGGAGCGAGAAAAGAGAGGAUCGAGAAAAGAGAGGAGCGAGAGGAGCGAGAAAAGAGAGGAUCGAGAAAAGAGAGGAGCGAGGAGAGCGAGGAGCGAGAAGAGAGAGGAGCGAGAAAAGAGAGGAGCGAGAAAACAGAGGAGAAGAGAGAAGAGAGGAGAGAGGAGCGAGAAAAGAGAGGGGCGAGAAAAGAGAGGAGAGAGAGGAGCGAGAAGGGCGAGAAGAGAGAGGUGCGAGACGAGAGAGGAGCGAGAAGAGAGGAGAGAGAUGAGCGAGAAGAGAGAGGAGCGAGAGGAGCGAGAAGAGAGCGAGAACAGGGAGGAGCGAGAGGAGCAAGAAAAGGGAGGAGCGAGAGGAGCGAGAAAAGAGAGGAGCGAGAAAAGAGAGGAGCGAGAAAAGGGAGGAGCGAAAAAAGGGAGGGCGAGAAGAGCGAGAAAAGAGAGGAGCGAGAAGAGAGAGGAGAGAAAAGAGAGAGGAGCGAGAGGAGUGAGAAGAGAGAAGAGCAAAAAGAGAGAGGAGCAAGUAUAGGGGGGAGCGAGAGGAGCGAGAAAAGAGAGGAGCGGGAGGAGGAGGAGCGAGAGGAGCGAGAAAAGGGAGGAGCGAGAAAAGGGAGGGCGAGAAGAGCGAGAAAAGAGAGGAGCGAGAAAACAGAGGAGAAGAGGGAAGAGAGGAGAGAGGAGCGAGAAAAGAGAGGGGCGAGAAAAGAGAGGAGAGAGAGGCGCGAGAAGGGCGAGAAGAGAGAGGUGCGAGACGAGAGAGGAGCGAGAAGAGAGGAGAGAGAUGAGCGAGAAGAGAGAGGAGCGAGAGGAGCGAGAAGAGAGCGAGAACAGGGAGGAGCGAGAGGAGCAAGAAAAGGGAGGAGCGAGAGGAGCGAGAAAAGAGAGGAGCGAGAAAAGAGAGGUGCGAGAAAAGGGAGGAGCGAAAAAAGGGAGGGCGAGAAGAGCGAGAAAAGAGAGGAGCGAGAAGAGAGAGGAGAGAAAAGAGAGAGGAGCGAGAGGAGUGAGAAGAGAGAAGAGCAAAAAGAGAGAGGAGCAAGUAUAGGGGGGAGCGAGAGGAGCGAGAAAAGAGAGGAGCGGGAGGAGCGAGAAAAGAGAGGAACGAGAAAAGAGAGGAGCGAGAAAAGAGAGGAGCGAGAAAAGGGAGGUGCGAGAAAAGGGAGGAGCGAGAGGCGCGAGAAAAGGGAGGAGCGAGAAAAGGGAGGGCGAGAAGAGCGAGAAAAGAGAGGGGCGAGAAGAGAGAGGAGAGAAAAGAGAGAGGAGCGAGAGGAGUGA
Molecule: messenger RNA, 2262 nt
Organism: Knipowitschia caucasica
Lineage: Eukaryota; Metazoa; Chordata; Actinopteri; Gobiiformes; Gobiidae
Source: the annotation of a GenBank genome assembly